CUUCUUCCUUCCUUCCCCCGUCUUCCUGUUAACUGACUCAUCGGAGUAGCUUCGGAAGGUGCGUUCGCAGCAGAUAGCCCAUCGCUCCAAAAACAGCACAGCAGCACAGCUGCCAUCAUAGCUCUUUGGUGCCGUGACUGCCGUCCGACCUCCUCUUCGGCGGUAAGAAACACACACGAGAGGCGGGAAGCCGCCUCAGACGCCGUACAUCGUCCGGAAAUCGUGUCGGCAUGUAUCCGUUGUGUUGUGUUUGUUGAAUCAGGCAUCUUCUUGGCGUGUGUGUGGCAUAGCGGUGUUGUCGCUGCGGUCAUGGUACUCACCGUCACGCGCACUCAGGUUGUGAAGGUGGAACAACACUGAUGGAGCCGACGGGCAUGCAGACAGACAUGAGAUUGAGGGUUGUGUGUGUUGUGUGUGAUACAGUGAGUGGUGAGAAGACCGCAUCAUGGCGGCCGCAUCAUCCUCACAUGCUGCAGCUGUGUCCCGUGGCUGGAAGCGAUCAAAUGACCUCGACAAGGAACUGUGGUGUGGCAGAUGCGACAAUGCGAGCCGCCAGCUGUGCAAAGGCAUCAUCCGCCGCACCCUCACAAGUGGACAAGAUGUGUUACAGCUGAUCCAGCGGGACGGAGCCGACCCCAAAAUGACGCCUUCGCUGUGCGCGGCUCCGCCGCCGGCUCCGCUGGUCGUUAGCAACGGAUGGGGUGUGUAUUCACUUCUGUCGCUGGCCAUCGACGACAUGACUGGCUACACUGUCCCGGCCUUCUGGGCAGAAGACGUGCCCGAGGAGUCUCCCGUCGCCCUACGAUGGUGGUCGUCCCCCGAGCUACAGGAUGAGAUCAUGCGCGCCCUGAUCGAUGGAGGCGCGGAUGUUGAUGGAGAAGUCGAUGACUUUGACGAAGACGCUUGGGUGAUGGAGACGCUGCCGCAUGAUAGGGAGGCGCCAAUUCGCGUGGCCAUCGCAUCGGGCAAUCAGAGGGCCAUCGACUUCCUGCUGGAGCGUGACGCUAAGCUGAGGGGGCUGGGGGUGCUGUCGGUGCCCAAGACGCUGCCGGCGGACCAGCCGACUGAGGCGUACGAGGACUGGCUGCUCUCGAGAUACCGCCAGCUCCUCUGCCGCCACCCCACACUCGCCACCGAAGAAGUGGUGAUGGAUUGCUUGGGACUAACGGUUCACGCCUUCUCCCAGGCGUUCGUCGACAUGUACAUCAACCUGCUGGUGACGCACGGAGCGGACAUCACAGCACCGCCGGCCCCUCCCGUUGGAGUGUCGCGACUCUGCGAGGCGGCUUUUCGCGGCUGUCAUCAGGUCGUGACGUCGCUGUGUCGCCGUCUGACCGCCGAGGACAUCAACGCCGGUGGCGUCAACGCCCUCAACGCCGGUGGCGUCAACGCCCCCGACCGGACGCCCCUCCUUGCGGCCGUCGAGGAGCUCGGUGGGGACAGCGACUACGGGCAGCGACUUGGGGUUCCCUGCUACCAGCGCAUCACCCGCACACUGCUGAGGGCCGGUGCAGACAUCUCCCGCAUUCCCACAGACACCGAGAAGCACCGCCGUUGUCGUCAACUGGUGUUGCCCGAGUACGUCACGGUCCUCAACGAGCUGCGGGCUGACGCCAUGGCUGCCAUCAAUGCCGCCCUGCGCCCCCAGCGCAGCUUCGCGGCCCUCCUCACCCACCUGAUGAAGCUCGACCCCCUCCCAUUCGGACCACAAGAGGCAGAGGCCAUCGCCUGGCGCACCGCGGCGUUCUGCUUCGAAUGGGACCGCACCGCGGCCAUCUGAGUGAGUCGAGUCGAAGGAAGAGCGGGUGGAGGGCAAGAGGUCAUGUUUGUCUGUCGAUUUAAGCGAUAUGCCAGCCGGUGGGUCAGUGCCCUUUACGGUCAAUUCUGUCUGUCUGUCGCGUGUGAGUCAGUGCCUUAUGUGUUUGUCCGUUUUUGUCCUCACCAGCCAGCCAUCCAUCCCAUCUGCAUGAUGCCAGCGGGUGUGUUUAUGUUACCACAACAUCUGUAUGUCUGCGUGUGCCCUCAAUAUACAUAUGUGUAUCCGUAUGUGCUCCAUGUGCGUCCACACACUGCUCGCUGCACGUUCGUGUCGCGUGUGCAUGCCGGCAUAUUUAUCUAUUUAUGCAGACAGACAGACCAGCACUUUGGUGCGUGAGGAACUUUAAUGCCAAGCCAUGAAUGCCCUGAUCAUGAG
Molecule: messenger RNA, 2194 nt
Organism: Vitrella brassicaformis
Lineage: Eukaryota; Vitrellaceae
Source: the annotation of a GenBank genome assembly